ACACGCACUCCCUAUUCUUAGAAAACACACUCGAGCUCAUCUUCAACCAAACCUUCCAAGAUGCCGUGCAUCAGCAGUUAUCUCGACCAGAUGGUGAAGCUGCCUGGUAGCUACAGUGAUGUGCUUGAAAAAAUCUACAUGGUGGAACAUAUCCUGUCUGAGUUCAGGUUGAACAAAGGAGAGCUGGAAGAAGUGAUGAAAAGGAUGCAGCAUGAAAUGAACCGGGGGUUACGUUUAGAAACCCACGAAACAGCUAGUGUCAAAAUGCUUCCUACCUACGUCUGCUCCACUCCAGAAGGAUCAGAAGUUGGAGAUUUCUUGGCUCUGGACCUUGGAGGGACAAACUUCCGUGUCAUGCUUGUGAAAGUGGGUGAAGAUGAAGAGGGGACCUUCAAAGUGGAAACAAAGAACCAAAUGUAUUCAAUUCCUGAAGACGCCAUGACAGGGACUGCUGAAAUGCUAUUUGACUACAUAGCAGAGUGCAUGUCUGAUUUUUUGGAUAAACACCACAUUAAACACAAGAAGCUUCCUCUUGGUUUCACCUUCUCCUUCCCUGUACGACAUGAGGACCUUGAUAAGGGAAUCUUGCUUAACUGGACCAAAGGUUUCAAGGCUUCUGGGGCAGAAGGGAACAAUAUUGUUGGUUUGCUCCGAGAUGCCAUCAAGAGACGAGGGGAGUUUGAGAUGGAUGUAGUCGCAAUGGUGAACGACACUGUAGCUACCAUGGUUUCCUGUUACUAUGAGGACCGAAGCUGUGAAGUUGGGAUGAUUGUUGGUACUGGUUGUAAUGCUUGUUACAUGGAGGAGAUGAGAACUGUGGAGUUGGUGGAGGGUGAGGAGGGCCGGAUGUGUGUGAACACAGAAUGGGGAGCCUUUGGAGACAAUGGCGAGCUGGAGGAGUUUAGGCUUGAGUACGACAGAGUGGUGGAUGAGGCCUCAAUCAACCCAGGACACCAGCUGUACGAGAAGGUGAUCAGUGGAAAGUACAUGGGGGAGCUUGUGAGGCUCGUCCUGAUGAAGCUGAUUAAUGAGAACCUGCUGUUUAAUGGCGAAGCCUCAGAGCAGCUGAUGACCCGUGGCAGCUUUGAGACGUGUUUUGUCUCGCAGGUGGAAAGUGAUUCUGGCGACAGAAAGCAGAUCUACAACAUCCUGUCUUCACUGGGCGUUCUUCCCUCUGAGCUGGACUGUGACAUUGUGCGGCUGGUCUGUGAGAGCGUCUCCACUCGCUCUGCUCAUAUGUGUGGCGCAGGCCUCGCUGGAGUCAUCAAUCUUAUGCGGGAGCGAAGAGGCCAGGAUACUCUGAAGAUCACAGUUGGGGUUGAUGGAUCUGUCUACAAGCUGCACCCAUAUUUCCGUGACCGAUUCCACCAAGUUGUCAGGGAACUCACUCCUCACUCUGAGAUAACCUUUCUGCAGUCGGAGGAGGGCAGCGGGCGUGGAGCGGCUCUUAUCUCAGCAGUGGCUUGUAAGAUGGCAUCAUGGAUCUAAAGAAAGCGGUGUACUGAAGAACAGCAGAGAAAGCUAGAACUCUGGAUGUCAAUGAAGCCUUUUCUGAGGUUCUGUCUCUGAGCAAAGGAGAACAUAGACAUUAAAAGGAGGCCUUUUAAUGUCUUGUAAACACAGACUUCGUGGUAGCACACCAACCUGUAGUGGUUGUAUUUUCUCUGACCUUAAAACACUUGUUUACUGUUGCAUUUGAAACUUUAAAUGACUCGAAAGCUCAUGUGAAACACAUGCACUGGUUGUUUGGACUGCAUAUUUUGAAACUGGAGCAAACAGGUUCAUGAACAGCUUAAAUGUUUUGUAAAGGCUGUUGUCAAGCAGCACUAAAUCAAAUCAAUUGCUUUCCUGUUAUUCUGUUUGUAAGCAUAUAAAUAGUACUUUGUUAUUGUUUAUUUAAUGUUUUGUGUUUAAAAUCUAUUUACU
This is a messenger RNA of Cyprinodon variegatus (sheepshead minnow), 1926 nucleotides long. It is a transcript of the gene gck, whose product is annotated as glucokinase (hexokinase 4). Gene Ontology annotation, cellular component: mitochondrion; cytosol. Lineage: Eukaryota; Metazoa; Chordata; Actinopteri; Cyprinodontiformes; Cyprinodontidae. The record is from RefSeq and is a predicted model, not a curated record. Bases 61 to 1488 code for a protein of 475 amino acids. Gene Ontology annotation, molecular function: fructokinase activity; mannokinase activity; ATP binding. Gene Ontology annotation, biological process: glycolytic process; regulation of insulin secretion; glucose 6-phosphate metabolic process. The transcript is spliced from 10 exons.